Aspergillus japonicus CBS 114.51 is the source of this 648-nucleotide messenger RNA. Its product is annotated as Bromodomain associated domain protein. Gene Ontology annotation, molecular function: protein heterodimerization activity. Lineage: Eukaryota; Fungi; Ascomycota; Eurotiomycetes; Eurotiales; Aspergillaceae. The coding region runs from base 1 to 648 and encodes 215 amino acids. The transcript has a single exon. The record is from RefSeq and is a predicted model, not a curated record.
AUGUCCGGCUCCAACUUACAUAACGCUCUCCUCCGCCCUCCGAUCAUUCAGAUCCUGCGCGCUGCAGGCUUCCACUCGACGCGUCCUUCGGUCCUGGACACUCUCGCCGACCUCACUGCCCGAUACAUCAUGCUCCUUGCCUCAUCCACAAGUGCUCAUGCCGCCAACGCCCACCCCGAAGAUCCCGUCCCCGUGCUCGAAGAUAUUUACCAGGCCUUACAAGACGCAGGCGCGUUGCGGCCGCAGCUGCGGGAGUGGGAGGAGGAAUGGCAAGGGGAAGAGGACAUGCGAGGACUCGAAGGGUUUCUGUCGUGGUUCACCGGCCCCGCCAACCGCGAGAUCCGGCGCAUCGCUGGGUUCGUGCCCAGUGAAGGGGACAUGGUGGACGCGGACUCCCUGGAGAAGGAGGACUUCCUGACAGCCCUGAAGAAGAAACACAGCAAGACGGGAGAAGAGUCGCGAUAUGCAGGGACCGUGCUGGGGAAGAGCGGCGAGGAACACCCGAUCGUGAUCGAGGGCGGUGCGCCGACCCUGCAGGAUUGGGGGUCCCAAAUGCGAUCCCGGGCACCGUAUAUGGCCGACAGCGACUCCUCGGUCGUGAGCAGUGCGCCGAGUAAUCUGUCUGACGGAGAGGGAAUGGACGUGUGA